Molecule: messenger RNA, 1627 nt
Organism: Alexandromys fortis (reed vole)
Lineage: Eukaryota; Metazoa; Chordata; Mammalia; Rodentia; Cricetidae
Gene: Smim43
Product: small integral membrane protein 43
Exons: 3
Coding region: 200-391 (63 amino acids)
Source: RefSeq, a predicted model, not a curated record
UACGCUCUGGAGAAGCUAGCUAGCGCCUAUCUCCACGCAGAAGAAGAUCCGCGGCGCUCGUAGAUCUGGUCCAAGGGUCCAGGCGCUCCUGGGGAGCCGCGGAGGCCAGGCGAACCGCAGCUGAGCUGGGGACCCGGGGGCGAGCGCGCGCAGCCCUUCCAGGCGAAACGCAGCGCACAGCGCCCGGGCGGUGCCCAGCAUGGAGUGGGAGCUGAAUCUGCUGCUCUACCUGGCGCUCUUCUUCUUCCUGCUCUUCCUCCUGUUCCUCCUGCUCUUCGUGGUCAUCAAGCAGCUGAAGAACUCGGUGGCCAACACAGCCGGGACGCUGCAGCCCGGGCGCCUGUCACUGCACCGGGAACCGUGGGGUUUCAAUAACGAGCAAGCAGUGUAACCCAGCGCUGAGCUGGUCUCAGCUCCGCGGGGAUUCAGAUCUACAUCAUCCGAACCCAGGCUGGUACCCUUGACUCCGAUCACAGCCCUGCAAAGUUGGACAGUGGCUGGUGGAAAUCUUCUCGAGAAAGGCCAUCCCUUUCAUACAUGGAGGAAGGCACUCUGUGCUCAGAAAUGCUACCUCUCUUCCUGCAACUCCACUGUCAAUCCAGGAAUAUCCUGGGAGAUCGCCACUGGAGCUGCUUCUACUCACAGCCUACGUACUGGCCAGCAGAGGGAGAAGAAACACUUCCCACACCCAGCGCUGUGCAAAAGAACUCUCUGUGAUGUGGAACUGUUCUAUAUCUGUGGUGCCCAAGGCGGCAACCGCUAGUUACAUGUGUCUAGUGCACACUGAAAUAUGGCUGGCGGGGCUUACAUUUUAUUUCGUCCCACCCGAGACAGCCACAUGGAGAUGGUGGCUUUUGUGUGCACUGUUCGUCCCAUUCCCCCGUGUGUGUGUUUUAGAGUCAGAAGGGGAGGAGGUAGCUGCUCGUGUGCUCCACAGACCAUGGGUUUCACUGCUCUUCUUGCAUUGAGUUUGUCUCCUUGAGGAAAAAGAAAAUUAGUAUGUUGGAAACUAAAUUGAAAAUGUUAUUAUCUACCUAUUGCAUGUCUUCUUGUACCAAAUGGAAUAGGUUUUAGUGACACGUGAUCAUGGGAAAAAAUGGCAGGGCUGAUCCACCACAUCCCAUGACCCCAGUCCAUGUUCCUGACAGAGGUCAUUUUUUUUUUUCAAAAAUUUAUUUGUUUCUUAUGUAAAUAGUAUUCUGCCUCUAUGUCUGCCUGCACACCAGAAGAGGGCUCCAGAUCUCAUUACAGGUGGUUGUGAGCCACCAUAUGGUUGCUGGAAAUUGAGCUCAGGACCUCUGGAAGAGCAGCCAGUGCUCUUAACCACGGGACCAUCUCUCCAGCACGGCAGAGGUCAUUUUGUCUUGUGUUGUUUAUUCCAUUUUAGUUUACUUUUUAUUAUCGUAAAUGCCAAAUGAUUAUUUUGUGUAUGUUUUUCAAGAUACCUAAUGGUUUAUAUUUUUUAAAGUUGUGAAAUAAACAUAAUAAUUACAAGUAGCUCAGGUUUUUUGUGUGAUUUUUAGUAACUUGUAAUUAUCCAAACUUGGUUGUCUAAAAUUAGGAUAUGGUUAAUAGAGGAAAAGAGAUAUUGAUUUUUGUAUGAUUUUCCUUUUAACGGACAACCUUA